CAGGCGGAAAUGGCCGCAUAACAAAAUUCUGUAUUAUUGUGUUGUCGGCGAUUUGACACUUGCAAGUGAAAAAUGCUAUACAUAGCCCCACUAUGUGACAAAGCGGCAUAAGACGACUGAUAUUAUUUGAUAAACAACCAUGUCGGUGGAGGAACUGGAACAGGAGCCUUUUAAUGCUCAUGAGUUUGUGGAAAGAUUGGCAUGGCGAACCAUGGGAACCAAGGGAAGAAGUAACCAUGACGACUUUGAUCCAAUGUUGCUUCAUGGUUCUUUUGAAAAGAUGAUUCGGGACUUGAAGGAAAAAAAUACACAGAUGGAGAAAAAAGUAGAAAAACUGGAAGAUGCGUGUAAGGAAGAAGAGAAAAGACACUGGCAAAGAGUGGCAGAUCUUCAGAAGCGUAACAAGGCAUCUUAUUCCCACUUUCAAGAACUAGAUGAGAGAAUCAACCUGGUGGCUACAAAGGUUGUCCACCUGGGAGACCAGCUGGAGGGUGUCAACACUCCCAGGGCCAGGGCCGUCGACGCCCAACGACUCAUGAACUUUUUUAAUGAGUUCCUUAACUAUGAUGAACCAAAGUCUUCAGUAUUUACUGACCCUUUUCAACUUCAAUUGGCUGCAGAAAUAAUCCAGAAGUUGUAUCAAAUAGCUUUGGAACUUCCAGUGGGAGAAAAAUUUGACAAUGCCAGAAAGAAAAUAUGGGAUCGAUACCUCCAUAUUGAGAAGGAAUUGAUCGCAGAAUUUUUGAUAGCCCAUCGUCAUGAGGACAGACGGAAAAUGAAACGAGUUGCCUUUGUCUUGUCUAACUUUAAAGGCUAUGGUGAAUGUAUUGAUGCCUUCAUAGAAGAAUCUCAGAAAGGGGCAUUCCAGAAACUGGAUCCAUUUGAUGAUGUUGUUCCACUGUGUACAAGAACUAGUGACCUCGUCACCAGUGUGUUUAGUAGUCCAGACACAGUGAUGGCUAAAUUUGUACAGACGAUCUACAACACCAAACUACAGACACACAUCGCAUCUAAACUGGAAUCCAAAGACGAUCCAGAGGAAUACCUAAUCACACUAUUUCAACUUUAUACAAGGACGGUGAAGUUAUCUGAAGAUUUGUCGAUAUUCAAGAUGGGAAACGACAGUCUGUUCCUGACCAAACUGACCAAGACAAUAUUCCAGAAGCACCUAGAGGCUUAUAUUAAUUUUGAAACAAAAUAUUUAAAGGAGCGUUGUUCAGCACAUUUGCAGCGGUACUAUGAUAGUAAAGAACACACCAAGAAACAGAUCCAGUCUGGAGGCCUGACAGAACUGAGAAGAGAUUUACAGGCAAGGAUUGGAACAAUGACCAAAACCAACAUCAACAUUGGUCCUGCUAUAGAGAACUUUGGUGGAGAGACGUUUUUAUCACAGGAAGUGACCAUCAGUCUACUUCAGGAGGCUAAGAAUGCCUUCAAACGCUGCCAAGUGUUGUCCAGCAGUUCGGACAUGUCUGGUAAUGCUGUCCAAAUCUUUGAGGUUUUGGUCCAGUACCUCGUAAUUGAACACAUAGACUAUGCUGUGGAACUUGGACUUCAAGCCAUUCCCCUGCCUGACCCCAAGUCUCAGCCAGAGGUGUACUUCUUUGAUGUGGUAGGCCAGGCCAACACACUCUUCCACCUGUUUGAGAAACAGUUCAUGGACAGUCUGGUUCCUCUAGUCAUUUCCUCCCCCAGACACAGUCAGUGUCUACAGAGAAAGAGGGAGUUACGAGAGCAGGUGGAGAACAAGAUAGACACUGGUCUGGACCGUUCUAAUGCUGCCAUUGCUGGCUGGGUCCGAAACAUUCUAGCUGCUGAGCAGAAGAAGUCUGACUUUAAGCCAGAGGAUGAUGAUGCCAUGCAAAUGGUGUCACCGGCUUGUCUAAAGGUUGUGAAUUUUAUGCGGACAAUAUCAGGAUCUAUACACAGCAGUUUGGACGGGAAGAAUGUUGAUGCAGUGUUCACUGAUUUGGGAAUAAGACUCCACCGAGUCAUCUUUGAUCAUCUCCAGGGAUUUGUCUACAACUCUCUUGGUGCCAUGUUGGUGAUAUGUGACGUGAAUGAGUACCGUAAAUGUGUAAAGGAUUUUAAGAUUCCAGUGGUGACGGAGCUGUUUGAGAAACUUCACGCUCUGUGUAACUUGUUAGUCGUGGUCCCAGAAAACCUCAAACAGGUGUGCAGUGGCGAACAGCUGGCUGGUAUAGACAAAACAGUGUUAUUAUCCUUGUAUCCAGUUAAGAACUGACUUUAAAUCUGCAAAACUUGCCAAUAUUUUGAAAUGAACCAGAUGAAUAUUCUAAAAAGCAAUAUGUACAAGAAGGAUACAACGUUAGCUGGAGAAGCUGAGUGUAGUGUGGAGGUGAUGUACAGUACUUGGUGUGACACAUUCAUUUCUGUUGUGGGAAAAUCUAUUGUAUAAUCAGUGCUUAACUCCCAUACAAAUGUCUAACAGUUACAGUAAGCACAUAAAAUAUACUGUUGGCUUUUGGUGAAAUUGCUUAUGUUAUGUCGUACAUUUCUCUAUUCAAAAGAUACUUUUGUGAUGUUGCUCUGAUGUUAUUAGAAAAUUUCUGAAACCAGAUAUACGAAGUUUGAUGAUGUACAAGACUACAGUAACAUUCCCACCUUCAUAUACUUCUGGAGACAGGUCUUGUUGGGUUUUACUUAAAACUGUGGAUGAGGAUAGCUCAUGAUAUUGUGAAAUGGACCAGAGGAUAACUCAUGAUAUUGUGAAAUGGACCAGAGCUAUUGAUCUCUUGGAUAGAAUGAGAUGACUGAUUUCCUCCCCAUACUAUAGGAGGACCAGAAUGAAUGGUCUCCUCACCUUAAUCGUAGGUAGACGAGAAUGAAUGGUCACCUCACCUUAAUGGUAGGUAGACCAGAAUAAAUGGUCACCUCACCUUAAUGGUAGGUAGACCAGAAUAAAUGGUCCCCUCACCUUAAUGGUAGGUAGACCGGAAUGAAUGGUCACCUCACCUUAAUGGUAGGUAGACCGGAAUGAAUGGUCACCUCACCUUAAUGGUAGGUAGACCAGAAUGAAUGGUCACCUCACCUUAAUGGUAGGUAGACCAGAAUGAAUGGUCACCUUACCUUAAUGGUAGGUUAGGUAGACCAGAAUGAAUGGUCACCUCACCUUAAUGGUAGGUAGACCAGAAUGAAUGGUCUCCUCACCUUAAUGGUAGGUAGACAGGAAUGAAUGGUCUCCUCACCUUAAUGGUAGGUAGACCAGAAUGAAUGGUCACCUCACCUUAAUGGUAGGUAGACCAGAAUGAAUGGUCACCUCACCUUAAUGGUAGGUAGACCAGAAUGAAUGGUCACCUCACCUUAAUGGUAGGUUAGAUAGACCAGAAUGAAUGGUCUGCUCACCUUAAUGGUAGGUAGACCAGAAUGAAUGGUUACCUCACCUUAAUGGUAGGUAGACAGGAAUGAAUGGUCUUCUCACCUUAAUGGUAGGUAAACAGGAAUGAAUGGUCUCCUCACCUUAAUGGUAGGUAGACCAGAAUGAAUGGUCUCCUCACCUUAAUGGUAGGUAGACCGGAAUGAAUGGUCUCCUCACCUUAAUGGUAGGUAGACCAGAAUGAAUGGUCUCCUCACCUUAACGGUAGGUAGACCAGAAUGAAUGGUCACCUCACUUUAAUGGUAGGUAGACCAGAAUGAAUGGUCUCCUCACCUUAAUGGUAGGUAGACCAGAAUGAAUGGUCACCUCACCUUAAUGGUAGGUUAGGUAGACCAGAAUGAAUGGUCUGCUCACCUUAAUGGUAGGUAGACCAGAAUGAAUGGUCACCUCACCUUAAUGGUAGGUAGACAGGAAUGAAUGGUCUUCUCACCUUAAUGGUAGGUAAACAGGAAUGAAUGGUCUCCUCACCUUAAUGGUAGGUAGACCAGAAUGAAUGGUCUGCUCACCUUAAUGGUAGGUAGACCAGAAUGAAUGGUCACCUCACCUUUACUGUAGGCAAACCAGAAUAGAGAGGAAUGAAUGGUCUUUCUUGUUUUACUGUAGGCAAACCAGAAUAGAGAGGAAUGAAUGGUCUUUCUCGCUUUACUGUAGGCAAACCAGAAUAAGAGAGGAUUGAAUGGUCUUUCUCGCUUUACUGUAGGCAAACCAGAAUAGAGAGGAUUGAAUGGUCUUUCUCGUUUUACUGUAGGCAAACCAGUACAAGUGGUCUCAUCAUCUUUUUAUGUACACAGACAAGAAUAACCGAACUGCUUACCUUCAAUGUCGAUAGAUCAGACCGACUGGUCUAACUUUUAUGUAAGUGACUAUAAACUUAAAAGUGAUCUUAAAAGUGAAAAAAUUUACUUUUUUAACCCAUGAAUAAAAUUGAAACCUUUAAUUUUUUCAUUUUUCUGAUAUUAAGGAAGAAAGUUUUUUUUUUAAGUUUUUUUUUUUUUCUGUAUUCAAUGAUCACACUACAUUGUGUGUAAAAAUCUUAAACAUGUGUCACCUUUAUAGACAUGUGUGGCUCGGUGACCUGGUAACCAUUGUCACAUGACCUUGGCUCGGUCAUCUGGUGACUAUGGUCACAUGACCUUAGAUGUUGAAUAGGUUGGUCAUUUGGUCAUCAGCAGUUACAUGUCUCUAGUAUAACACAGCUUUUGUGACUUUGAAUGCCUUGUGUGUGCCUAUGUCAGAAUUAUUUUAUCUGUUACUAUAUAUAGUAGCAGGUAAAACUGUCCUUGUGUUCUAAUGUGUCUGUAUGAAUCAGAACUAGAGAUGUCACCUUUUAUUGUGUAUCUACAUAUUUAUAACUACAUGAAAUGUAUUGUUAGUAUUAUAAUUUAUUUUAAUGCAUAAUUACUAUACAUUUUUAUUGUUGUUUAUUUUCCCCAGACUUACCAAAUAUGGUAUUCUCAAAUAAGACCCCUAGUUUAAAAGUUCAGUACAGUAUUCAUCAUAGAAUAAGCCCAAACAGACCGCCUCCUCUUGUUUAAAAAUUUAGUAUUAAAGUUUUGGGAGAUCUUAUUUGCUAACCACUUUUAGCCUACUUUUUUGAAAAUUGAUGAUUUUGCAAAAAUGAAUAAGGGGACUUAUUUGCAGAUAAAUACAGUAUUUCUUUAAAAACAAUCCCAUUACAUGUAAAACAGUAGGAUUGAAUGUAAAACUGAUGUUGACAAGUAUCUGUUGGGUCAACUUGGAAUAGUCAAUCCUUCACUAAAAAUGGUGUGAAAAGGUUUGAUCGAUAAUGAAAAUUUCAAAUGUGAAUUAGGGUAAGUAUACAACUAUGCAAGAGUUAUGUCCCCUCUGACGAAUUACCUUAUAUUUCAAUAGCUAUAGUGUGCAUUUUAUACCCCUGUCAUGAAGUAGCCAAGUUUUUUUAAGAGAAUUUAAUCAACCUUUUAAAGAAAUAAAUGUUAUCACUGUUCUGAAAGGUAUGAAAACCAUUUCUUCAUAAACCUAUGGUUUGGUACGCCUGCCAAUCCAUCAUCAUAUCAUAGUUUGCUCAAAUGCUGGGUACUUAAAACAGUAUUGUAUUAUACUUGAUUUCUAUGCUUCCCUUGACAUCAGAAGAGGUCGGGCCAUAUUUGGAAGUGUAUGGUGUUACUGACUUUACAUUGACCAUUUCUGUAUUGCUUCAUUGAUGCUGAAAAUAUUGGUGUGAUGUGCAGCUAUGGGUGCAUUCCUGAUACAAUUGUGCAAUAUUCAACCCACUAAUAAAUUACCGACUGAGGUCAUCUGGAGUUGU
This is a messenger RNA of Pecten maximus, 5684 nucleotides long. RefSeq names its product exocyst complex component 5-like. Bases 140 to 2245 code for a protein of 701 amino acids. Gene Ontology annotation, biological process: exocytosis; Golgi to plasma membrane transport. The record is from RefSeq and is a predicted model, not a curated record. Gene Ontology annotation, cellular component: exocyst; cytoplasm. The transcript has 18 exons. Lineage: Eukaryota; Metazoa; Mollusca; Bivalvia; Pectinida; Pectinidae.